AUGAGCGCCCUGGGGGAAGCGCCACCGACGGACAGCGCGCACCCCGGGACCGCAUUGUUCAAGGCCUCCACAGAACGAGGCAUGCACCGCGUGUUAUCGGUCGACUCGCUCGCCCAGCCGCGGGACGAGAGUGAAGCCCUCGACGAGCCGCCACGAUCCUCCCGCCCCUUGGCCUCCCAUUUCAAGGCCUGGGCUCCAGAGGCUGGAGAAAUCCUGCUAGGCAUCGGCCUCUUCGUCGCACUCGUCGUCAUCCUCAACACAUACAAUGGCCAACCACUCCCACAGUGGCCAAUGGGUCUGACCCUUAACACUAUCGUCGCCCUCCUCGCCACGCUGUGCCGCUCUAUUAUCAUCCUGCCCGUCACGGAGGGUAUCUCGCAGUUCAAGUGGAACUGGUUCGUGGCCGGCAAAAGACCUAUCAAGGACCUCCUUAUAUUCGACCAAGCCAGUCGAGGGCCCUGGGGCUCCCUCCGCCUGCUGUUCCGCCUGCACGGACGACUCAUGCCGCUGAGCCACGUGGCUGCCCUAGUCCUGGUUUCUGGUCUCGCGACGUCCUUCCUCACGCAGUCUGCCGUGUCGUAUGAGUCGCGCCUCGCCGUCAGCGACAAGAGUGGCCGCGCGACGAUCAAGAGAGCCAGCGUCUAUCCGGCGACAACUGGUACCGAGGACAGCAGCGGCGAUCUCGAGGUGCUCAAGCGCACGGCUCUGCAGGCGACCUUUCUGCAUGUCGAUGACCAUUGGCCGGUCCCUGAGCCGACCUGCCCUAGCGGGAAUUGCGACUAUCCCGUGUACCACUCUCUCGGGCUAUGCGUGAGCAUGGAGAAUGUGACGUCUGAACUAAAGCACAAGGAGAUGGAAGGGAAGAAUGGCGACACGACGGCCAGGCUCUCCCUUCUCAACGGCACAGUGUUCAUGGACGAUAAGGUGAACUCGGUUGUCGGUUUGCCCGACACCGUCAACGCGACGUCCCCCGAGCCCCUGGAUUCAAUUGACAUGCCCGAUGUGUCGCACAUGACCGAAGAGGAAGCGUCUGACGCCAUGGCCGAGGCUAUGAAGAAUUCUAUCUGGCCUCCCGAGAGGAACUCGGUGGCAGGGUGGAAGAAUCCCGACCUGCUGUCCGCGACGAUUUCGCAGUUCUUCUUCAUCUGGACCAACGACAAGGUGCCAUACCAGGGCACGAGCAGCCGGUACCGCGCGGCCGAGGUGCUGUGGCAUAUCUGCGUCUACACGUACAACACGACGGCCCGCGACGGCGGCGCGACGACGGACACGCUCGACUCGGUCACCAAGAUUGAUUCAGUCAUCAAGAAGACCGGGGAGAACGCAUUCAACCUGACCGACAAGGACGGCCGGGACAAGUUUCGCGUCUCGAACAAGUACGCCUACGACUCCCUCGACAGCACAUUCCGACGGGCGUUUCAGGGGGCGUGGUCGAGUCUCUGGGGCACGGACAGGGACUACAGUGAGAUCAGCUCGCAGAUGGCGAGGAACCUGUUUGACCGCGGGACCGACGACUACGAGGCUUACACUGCGAUGACCGCGGCGGAGCGGGACGACAUGCUAUGGAGCAACCUGGGCAAGAUGACGGGGACCAUUGCGCAGAGCGUGACGACGUACAUGCGCAACGCGGAGAAGACGGACGGCGAGGUCGUGGGGCAGGUACUCCAGACGGAGACGUUUGUCGUCGUGCGAUGGGCGUGGCUGGCGUUCCUGGCUGCGCAGAUGGGGUUGACGAUUGUGUUUGUGGUGGCUGUGGCGAUACACACGGCGCGGCUGGACGUGGACGUGGUCAAGAGCAACAAUCUCUCGGAGCUUUUUGCGCAGCGGGGGAGAGGACAAGAGGAGGAGGGGGAGGAGGAGGAGGAGCCGCUGCUGGGUAUCAAGACGCAGGUGGAUAAGCUGGUCAAGGGGCGCUUGGUGCGGACGAGCGAGGCGUGGGUGUUGGAUGUGCAGAGGGAGGAGGCGCCUGACGGGAAGCUGUGA
Emericellopsis atlantica is the source of this 1983-nucleotide messenger RNA. RefSeq lists its product as uncharacterized. The record is from RefSeq and is a predicted model, not a curated record. The transcript has a single exon. NCBI's taxonomy places the organism in Eukaryota, Fungi, Ascomycota, Sordariomycetes, Hypocreales, Bionectriaceae. The coding region runs from base 1 to 1983 and encodes 660 amino acids.